This is a messenger RNA of Rotaria socialis, 1002 nucleotides long. The record is from the annotation of a GenBank genome assembly. Lineage: Eukaryota; Metazoa; Rotifera; Eurotatoria; Philodinida; Philodinidae.
AUGUCUUGUAAAAUAGAACUAACUCCGAUUUCUGAAGGCAAUCGUAUAACCAUCAAAAUAAAUGAAAAACUAAUUAUUGGGCGAGGCUCAUCGUUAGGUUGUAACGAUAAAAAGAUUUCUCGCCACCAUGCUGAAUUAUUACUGAAAGACGAUGAAACACUUUGGAUUAAACCGGUUCAUACGAAUCCGGUAUUUUAUCGAGCUUUGAAUGGUAAAACAGUUCAUUUAACAAAAGAUAUCGAACAAGAAUUAAAAGAUGGCGAUCAAAUUGGUUUAUUGCCAACAAGUUUUUUCUUUCGCAUCAACUUUUCUAAUGAUGUGAAUAAUAAUAACGAUGAAUUGUCUUCAUCAUCUGGUCAACAGUCAACAAAUACUUUGCAUGGAGUAAAAAGUUCAGAUGUUGAACCGAAACCUUCUAUUCAAGAUAGUGAUUCUUCGUGUCUCAAAUCCAUAAAAGAUCAAGAUGAGUCUGAACUACUGGAUUCGAAUAAAAAACCACGUAAACUACCGGCAUGGAUAUCAGCAUCAACUUCAUCUUCUCCAGUGACAAAAACGACAAUUAGACCGAGUUCUACACAUCAACAUGAUUCAUCAUCUGGUGAUCGUCCUAUUGUAAAACGCCAAUUGAGUUCUGAAGAAGAUAAAAAAACUAGUAUCGAUGGUACACCAAAUAUAUCUGAACCAGAUAAAUCGUCCUCAGCAAAAUCUUUUGAUAGUGAUAGUAAAGAUGGAUUCGAUUCAAUCUCUCCGAAGAAAAUCAAAUCAAAUGAUAAGCGUCGCCCUGUUUGUUCUUUUGGUGCAACAUGUUAUCGAAAGAAUCCAACACAUCGUAGUGAACAAUCGCAUCCAGGUGAUUCUGAUUACGACGAUGAAGAAAAAACAAAUAAUAAUAACGAUAAAGAUAAUGACAAUGAUGAUGAUGACAAUGAUAAACCUCUAUGUCAAUAUGGUAAAUCUUGUUAUCGACAAAAUCCUCAACAUAAACGUGACUAUCGACAUUAA